This is a messenger RNA of Filobasidium floriforme, 1997 nucleotides long. RefSeq names its product FMN-dependent dehydrogenase-domain-containing protein. Gene Ontology annotation, molecular function: L-lactate dehydrogenase (cytochrome) activity. The record is from RefSeq and is a predicted model, not a curated record. NCBI's taxonomy places the organism in Eukaryota, Fungi, Basidiomycota, Tremellomycetes, Filobasidiales, Filobasidiaceae. Gene Ontology annotation, biological process: lactate metabolic process. The transcript is spliced from 12 exons. The coding region runs from base 265 to 1881 and encodes 538 amino acids.
UUUCAUCACCAAGUUAGAACGCGGCGGCGGAAUCAAAUCCUGUCGGAAUCGGCCGAAGGAUCUCGGGGGUUGCAGGUUGCAAUUACCGGACGAGGCGGACCGAACCAACCAGCGAACGGUCAUUCAUCGCUAGAUCUCUGUCGACUUAAGAGUCGAUCCAUCGCCCCCUCCCCCUCUUGCCAAAAUCACCAGAUCGGUCAGCAUACACCCGACCGUCUUGACCUGAUAGCAACUCCGUACGAGCCUCAGUAGAUAUCUUCAGACAUGUCGGACAAACCACUUGUAUCCGGCGAAGAAGUCGCCAAGCAUACCACAAGGGAGACCGGUGUUUGGGUCAUUGUCCAUGGCAAAGUUUACGAUGUGACGGAAUGGCUCGAUGAACAUCCAGGUGGCAGCAAGAUCAUCCUUAAAUACGCUGGUAAGGAUGCCACCGAGGAGUUCGAGCCCAUCCAUCCUCCUGGCGUUAUUGGCGACAACCUCCCAGAAGACAAGUACAUUGGGCCAUUGGACCCGAACAGCGUCAAGGAGACGGUACAUAUCACCGCUGCGAAGGAGCAAGCUGGCGGCGAAGGUGAAUCGAAACAGAAGCCCGACCUGGACGCAUCCUCGUCGCAAACACAACAGCAGAAGGACUCCGGCAACUCGAAGAACCAGAUCGUCAAGGCCGAACCGACCAUCACCCAGCCGGCUGAUAGAGAUCUUCUUCCUGAUCUCGCCGAAGUACUCUCGCUGCACGACUUUGAGCACCUCGCCAAUCAAAUCAUGAGCAGGAAAGGGUGGGCGUACUACUCGUCGGGUGCCGAUGACGAGAUCACCAUGCGAGAGAAUACGCUCGCUUUUCAGCGGAUCUGGUUCCGGCCGAGGGUUCUUAGGAAUGUCAAGACGGUGGACUAUAGCACCACAUUGUUGGGUGCGAAGACGAGCAUGCCGAUCUACAUCACGGGGACAGCUCUCGGUAAAUUGGGACACAAGGAGGGUGAAGUUCUGUUGACCCGAGCGGCCGGCAAGCAUGAUGUCAUCCAAAUGAUUCCCACUCUCGCUUCGUGUUCGCUCGAUGAGAUGCUUGACGCCGCUGUUCCUGGGCAGACGCAGUGGCUUCAACUCUACGUCAACGCGAACCGUUCUCUCACCCAAAAGAUCAUCGAGAAGGCCGAAACUAGAGGAGUCAAAGCGCUGUUUAUUACUGUCGAUGCCCCUCAGCUUGGCCGACGGGAAAAGGACAUGAGGAUGAAGUUUGACGAUCCGGGAUCGAAGGUUCAGGAGAAGAACGUUGUCGAGAGAGGUCAGGGAGCCGCUCGGGCGAUCUCGAGCUUUAUCGACUCGAGCCUUUCGUGGGAGGAUCUGGCAUGGUUCAAAACGGUUACGAAACUACCGAUCCUGCUCAAGGGCGUUCAGUGUUACGAGGACGUCCUACUCGCUAUCAAAGCUGGUAUGCAGGGUGUGGUGCUGAGCAAUCACGGCGGAAGGCAACUGGAGUUCGCUCGGUCCGGUAUCGAAGUCCUCGUCGAGGUCGUCUCCGAACUGAAGAAGCGCAACAUGUGGCCCGUCCCGAACUUCGAAAUCAUGAUCGACGGUGGAGUCAGGCGGGCGUCGGACGUGCUGAAAGCGGUAGCUCUCGGCGCAACCGCGGUCGGUAUUGGAAGACCGUUCCUGUACGCCAUGUCGACCUACGGACAAGAAGGGGUCGAACAGGCCAUGCAGAUUCUCAAGGACGAAUUCGAGAUGAACCUGCGCCUUAUCGGGGCCCCUAAAUUGAGUGACAUCGGGCCAGAAAUGGUUGACGUGAAGAGCGUAGGACUACAUGUUACCAUGCCGGGAGAGUCCGCUUAUAUGCAGAACUAUGAACGAUUGACCGGGGCUACCCUGAGAGCCAACUUGUAACCGUCUCGCGACAGUGUCAUGUUCUGAGUCGUCAUCAUCUCACUCGUUGUAAGCUUGCGACCGAUUGUAUCGAGAAGAAUCGUAUCAAAAAAGGAAUCAUAUCAUUUCAAUCUGAU